AUGCAGAUUCAAUUCUCUUCUAAGCUACGUGUCUCUAGCCUCUCAAACCACCAUCCCACAAACGUGGAUCAGGUAAUGCAGUUUGUUGAGCCAAGUCGGCAAUUUGUAAAGGACUCGAUUCGGCUGGUUAAAAGAUGCACCAAACCUGAUAGAAAAGAAUUCCAGAAGAUCGCCAUGGCCACAGCGAUUGGAUUCCCUAUCAUGGGGUUCAUCGGCUUCUUUGUGAAACUGAUCCACAUCCCUAUUAAUAAAAUUAUUGUGGGUGGCUGAGUCCUUUCUCAUCUUGGGACUGGUGAACCAAUGAGGGGGUGACAAGCUCAUGAAGUAAAAAGUUGCCUGGAAAAAAAAA
Molecule: messenger RNA, 349 nt
Organism: Rattus norvegicus (Norway rat)
Lineage: Eukaryota; Metazoa; Chordata; Mammalia; Rodentia; Muridae
Source: RefSeq, a predicted model, not a curated record